Molecule: messenger RNA, 936 nt
Organism: Brachypodium distachyon (stiff brome)
Lineage: Eukaryota; Viridiplantae; Streptophyta; Magnoliopsida; Poales; Poaceae
Exons: 2
Coding region: 392-664 (90 amino acids)
Source: RefSeq, a predicted model, not a curated record
CUCUACCUCUCUUGCUACCUGGACCUUCUUCCCCUUUAUCCAUCUCCGUGACGCCCCAAGCUGCUGCCGCUUGCAGCAGCAUCGGAAAUCAGUGAUGGUUUGGUUCAAGCGAAUGGGUAUCUAUAUACACAAGCUUUCGUAGCCAGAACUACGGGAGGGGAUACGAGUUCCGGAUCGAUUUUCCGUUGUUGUUGUAGUUGGCAGGGGCACUGCCCAGUGGCUCAUUGGUACAAUUUUUGUCAUACCUAGAGUCCUAGACUAUAUUAUUCCCAUUUUACUCUUUCAAUCCAGUACUUGUUCCCUGUAAGAAUUUACACUGCUUUGAUCUCAUCCCUGGAAGGUGAAGGCGCAACGAGCGAUUAGUUUCAGAAUCACGGUUUAGCUGUCAAAGAUGGACCAAACGAGUGUCGCGGCGAGUCUUGAUCCGAGAGCGAAGGCCACCUUGGUUCUCGGAGGAGAAUCGUUCGCGGUCAGCUCUGAAUCCGGUACCCUGUCGGAGCAGCUGGCCGUGAUGAGGGAGAAGACCAUGGCGAUCCUCAAGGAAUACAUCACCAAGCACAAUGCUCCGAACGAUGUCCCUGAUGAAUCCAUCGAGGGCUCAUCUGAUGAGGAAGGCCAAGCGCUUGCCAAAAACCCACCCAAGAAAUCUAAGAAGCAGAAGUGAUCAUCCUCAUCUGAUUUAGCACUCCUUUUCGUAGCCCCCUUGCAAACAUCCAAGUGCAAGCUGUUGAACCUUGCUAGAUAUUCCUUAGGCUCUAGCUGCUUGUGUAAGAAGUUGCUGCUGGUAUAUGUGCAAACGACGCUCGAUGUUAUCUGUUGGUGUACGCAUGACAAGUCAGCCUCUUUUAAUGUGACCCAUUUGUUAGAUGUUUUGCCUUCAAGAGAAUAUAGAAAGCUACAGAUCAAGAGUUUUGGGCUCUUGCAUCUGUUAUCGUA